Amphibalanus amphitrite is the source of this 4230-nucleotide messenger RNA. Its product is annotated as probable ATP-dependent RNA helicase DDX10. Gene Ontology annotation, cellular component: nucleus. Gene Ontology annotation, molecular function: ATP binding; nucleic acid binding; RNA helicase activity. NCBI's taxonomy places the organism in Eukaryota, Metazoa, Arthropoda, Thecostraca, Balanomorpha, Balanidae. The transcript has 16 exons. The record is from RefSeq and is a predicted model, not a curated record. Bases 1641 to 4064 code for a protein of 807 amino acids. Gene Ontology annotation, biological process: rRNA processing.
CCGUGCUGACUGCUCUUCGUGGGCCGGUCACUUCCCAUCCUACUAUCAUGAAGAUUUUAGAGACCUGUCAUCGAUUGAUUACUUUGUCUGAUCGCGAACUUGUUAUUUUGUGGAUCCCUGGACACUGCAGCAUCACUGGGAACGAGCUAGCUGACCGUCAGGCCAGGGAGGCUAUCUCGCUGGAUCAAAUAGUAGUCCUUGAAAUGGGUCCCAAAGAGCACUAUCCCGAUAUUGGGUUGUCUGUCCGUCGCCUGUUCAAUCAGUGCUGGCAGCAGUAUAACUCAAACACCAACUUGAAGUUGAUAAAGGAUGAAGUUGGAUCAUGGUCAUCUUGUAAACGCGCCAGUCGCAGGGAGGAAAUCUUGUUAUGUCGCAUGCGAAUAGGACAUACACGAUUCACUCACGGACAUAUAAUAGAUAGAGACCCCAGGCCUGAAUGUAACCGAUGUUUGUGUCCCCAGUCAGUUAAACAUAUACUUGUGGAGUGCCCAGUGUAUGCUACUCACCGACAAUCGAUUGUUCAGAAGUGCCUUCAAUUGGAUGUACCACUUACCCUGAAAACUCUUCUGGGUGAUCAACACCCGGACAUCACUGACGAGGUUUUCAGGUUCCUACGUGCUACCAAUCUCUUCAAAAAGCUGUGACUGCGAUGAUCUGCGAUGAACUAGCUGUGAUUAUUUGUGUUUGAAGCUAUCAUGUGCAAUUAUUGGAUUAUGUUAGUCUACCUGCCGAUUGGCGAACCCCGUCGCGACUGAUGCGGAGGGCAUGGCCGUCGAUCUGGCACAUUGAUGUGAUCUCCUGCUUUUGUAAUUUGUGUUGAUUGUUUACUUUAUCGUCUCUCUGGUGUUUUGUGCUAUGUGCUGCGACUGCUCUGUGGACGUCCUCAUGUGUGUAACAGUCGUGCAUUGUGUGGGAAUGAUUGGAUGAAUGGAGAUUGAAUGUUGAAUGAGAAGGAUGCGGGAGUGGAGAUGCAUCGGUGUGAGAGAUGGAUGCAGUUAGUGGAUGAAUGAAGAGCAGCCUGUAUUGGUUUGCUACUGUAGUUUCUUUUUCUAGAUUUCUCUUGGAUGUAUACCUUCGUUAAUCUUUUUUGUACCAUCCGGUCCCUUCUUUUGUAGAAGUAGUCGCAUAGUUCCGAAGUUGAGGCUCGUUAUGAUCGGUAUGAUCAUGAGACAUGAACCCUCCAACGCAAGUUGAUAACUGAGUGAGGUACCAAGAGCAGACUCGUGCCUGAAGAUCCUUUUGAACUGAAUGGCUCGCUGGACAGAUGCGAGGUCAAGAGCGUUAUGAUUGAAUGACUCAUAACCAGAAACCAUCCUUUUUGUUUCUAUUUUUAAGUUUUUAAUCAGUUAUAUGUUAGAAACUAACCGUUACUAAUAUACUUCACCGGACAUUUCCUGCCUGGACAUAUCCGAAGCCCGCGCAUACAUCCCCAUGCCAUCCCAUGCUAAACCUAUCAUUUUCCUUCAUCUGCUUAGUUUCCCUCUGCACAAUCUGGCUGCAACCGAUUGCAACAUCUACUCGAUCGAGACCAGAAUGGCGCACUGAUGACAACAACUACGGACGCUUGAGCUCAACGAGGCUAUGCGCCCUAACCCAACAAGUACAAUUCUUAGAUACUGAAUAAAGAUACUGAACCAAUUAUGAAGAACAAGGAAGCAUCCAAGAAGUUAAAAGGAAAAGGGAAAAAGAAAAACAACUCUGAACUGGAAGAAAUAAAGGCACUUGAGGAACAAUAUGAAUCAAUCAGUGCGGACGUGUCGUCGUUUGACGAGCUGCCGCUGUCUGAGCGCACGCGGCAGGGCCUGCGGGACCACGAUUUCACCACGCCGACCGACAUCCAGCGGGAGGCGGUCCGGCUGGCGCUGCAGGGCCACGACGUGCUGGGCGCCGCCAAGACCGGCUCCGGGAAAACGCUGGCCUUCCUCAUACCGAUGCUGGAGCUGCUCUACCGUCGCCGCUGGACGCGCGUGGACGGCCUGGGUGCGCUCAUCAUCACACCGACCCGGGAGCUGGCCUACCAGAUAUUCGCCGUCCUCGGCAACAUCGGUCAGCAGCACGACUUCUCGGCGGGACUCAUCAUAGGCGGCAAGGACCUGAAGUUUGAGCGUAAGCGGAUGGACCAGGUGAACAUCAUAGUCUGCACUCCGGGCCGACUGCUGCAGCACAUGGACGAGAACCCGCUCUUCAGCGCCGACAGCCUCCAGAUGCUGAUUCUGGACGAGGCGGACCGGUGCCUGGACAUGGGGUUCGCCAAGGCGAUGAACGCCAUCAUCGGCAACCUGCCCACCGAACGGCAGACGCUCCUCUUCUCCGCCACGCAGACCAAGUCGGUGCGGGACCUGUGCCGCCUCAGUCUGAAGGAGCCCGUCUACGUAUCCGUCCACGAGAAGGCCAAGCACAGCACCCCCUCGGGGCUGGCGCAGAGCUACAUCGUCUGUGAACAGCACGAGAAGCUAGACACCUUCUGGUCGUUCCUGCGCCACCACAAGCGGCACAAGAUCCUCUGCUUCAUGCAGACCUGCAAACAGGUGAAGUACAUGUACGAGGUGUUCUGUCGCCUGCGGCCCGGUAUCACCGUGAUGGCUCUGUACGGAACGCUGCACCAGCUGCGCAGAAUGGCCAUCUACGACGACUUUUGUCGGAAACAGCGAGCCGUCCUCUUCGCCACGGACAUCGCAGCCAGGGGCCUCGACUUUCCUGCGGUGCACUGGGUGGUGCAGCUGGACUGUCCUGAGGACGCCAACACCUACAUCCACCGCGCCGGGCGCACGGCCAGGUUCCAGAAGGGCGGCGAGACGCUGCUGGUGCUCACUCCCAGGGAGGAGGAAGGCAUGGUCAGUCAGCUGCAGCAGAGAAAGAUUCCCAUCGAGAAAAUCGAAGUGAACAAGAUGAAGACGGCGACGGUGCAGCGGAAGGUGGAGGCGUUGCUGGCCCGAGACGUCAACCUCAAGGAGUCGGCCAAGCGCGCCUUCAAGUCCUACUUCAAGUCCACCUUCCUGAUGAAGAACAAGGAGGUGUUUGACGUCACCAGCGUGGACACGGAGGCCUACGCCAGGUCUCUGGGUCUGGCCGUGGCGCCCCGGAUCCGGUUCAUGAAGAAACAGCAGCAGCAGCAGCAGGCGGCGGCGCCCAAGCCAGUGAAGACGGAGGCGUCCACCUCAGCCGCUGCGGCCGCCAGCGGCUCGGCGGAGGAGCAGGACAGCGGCAUUGACGAGAGCAAACAGACGGCCGACGGAAAACCGUACAAGCCGCUCUUUAGGACCGCCUACAACUUCCACGACGAUGACGGUGACGGCGACUCGGAUGACGGCCUUCUGAAGGUGAAGCGCGUGGACCACUCGAUCGGCACCGACCCCGUGGUGGAGGAGGAGCUCAGGAAGCGCGAGGAGCGCCGAGCCUCCAAGAAGGUCACCAAGGCCGCCGCUGCGCACCGCAUGCUCAAAAAGAGCAUCCUGCCUAACAAGAAAAUGACCUUCAAUGAGGAGGGCGAGGCGGUGCUGGACCACACGCGCCAGCAGGUGUCGGAGCUGGCGCAGAAGUACCAGCAGGAGGGUGGCAGCGGCAUCGACAUCGACACGGUCCGGCAGAUCCUCAAAGAAGAGGACCGCAUCGACCGGCAGAUCUUCAAACAGAAGAUCCAGGCCAAACACAAAGAGAAGAAGCGGAAGCAGAAACCGGAGCCGGAGCCGGACGAGGGCGGCUCCGAUGACGACGGCGGCGUCCGGCUGGCCUCCCCGCCGCCCGACGAUGACGCCUCGAUGGCGGACGAUGACGCCGCGUCACCGGCAGCCAGCGAUGACGAGGAGGCGGCAGAUUACCGCGGCCCGGCGCUGGCGGAGUCCGACAGUGACGAGGGCGGGCCCAGGAGCCUGGCGCCCGCCUCCUCAGACGAGAGCGACGAUGAGCCAGCGGUCAGACCGGCGGCGAAGCGGAAGGCCAAGCAGUCGGCCUCCCCCUCGAAGCGGAGUCGGCGGCGGCAGGCCGACUCUGACGACGACCUUAUUGAGACGGGCGGCACGGUGGCAGACGACGAGGCACUGGCGCUCCACCUGCUGACCGGCUGACAGGCCGCGCCGGUCCAGUAGGUGUACGGGGUCGGGCCAAUGACACCCCACACUGUCAACUCGGGGUGGUACGGUGCGGUCUGAAUCGGGGACUGGAGCAUUGUGAUGCAUUGUUUUGAAUCUGUUUUGCAACUGCCGAUGUGUCGAAUAUAUAGGUCUAUGCGAA